UUAAAAUCACAAGACCCAUAGAAGUAGAACGUAAUGAAACCUGUAAAAGCAGUGAAAACUGAAAUGAAGGAGCUUCCACAAGAAGUGAUGGUGGAAAUCUUCCUACGUUUGCCAGUAAAGUCCCUCUUGCGUUUCAAGUGUGUUUGCAAACAUUGGUUGUCUCUUAUCUCGGACCCCAAUUUCGCCAAACACCACUUCCAACGAUCUUCUUUGAAUCUCACCCAUAAGAUCCUCUACACACUGCAUUUCGUUGCAUGGUCUUGGGAUUUCAAUGCACCCUUUGUUGAUCACUCUGCUCUGUCAAGGAUUCAGUUACCUCUUGCCUUCGUACCUGCUAAUAUCAAUUGGAUGAGGAUGGUGGGUUCAUGUAGAGGCUUUCUACUUGUAGCUCUCAAUGACAAUAUUCUUUUGAAUGAUCUCAUCAUUUGGAACCCAUCAACAGGUUCAUGCAAAAGAGUACCACAACCUCCCACAUGGGACAACAAGUUUGCAUUCCUUUGUGGUUUUGGCUAUGAUGUUUCAACAGACGAUUAUAUUAUUGUUCAGGUAUCAUACAAGAAUUGGGAAGCUUAUCUUGAUGACGAGGUCAUCAUCUUUGAAACCUUUUCAGUCAAAUCCAAUUCAUGGAAAAUAGUUGAUGUCCAUGGCCUUAAUUGCACAUAUAUAAAUCUGAGGAACGAUGAUGUCGAUACUCCAAGAGUAGGAUCGUUCUUGAAUGGUUAUAUUCAUUGGUUGGCUUGGUGCAAGGACGGUGAAAGAGCAAAUCAAGGAGCAAUAAUCGCUUUUGAUUUGAAUGAAAACAAGAACGGUUUGCGUUUGCAUGAAGUACCUUUGCCGGAUGAUUUCAUCCAUGAAUAUUCUGACUUGGGGGUGUUUGGAGGAUGGCUUGGCCUAAUUGAGAUGAACGCACCGGAUCAAUUAAAUAUUCGUGUGAUGAAAGAAUAUGGAGUGAAAUCGUCUUGGGUUAAUUUGAUUACUGUGUCACUUCUCAAUAUCCCUUCUGACUUCAUUUCACCCAUGUUUAUGUUCCUAUGCAAAGAUGGUGAAGUUGUUGGAGUUUAUGAUGGUGUAGGAUUUGUAAAAUAUAGUGACAGAGGAGGGGAGUUACUAGAACCUCCUAAUAAUCCUCAUGGAAGAUCCAGGUUUUAUUCAACUGCUAGUGUGUACACCGAAACACUUCUUUCUCUCCCAAGCAAUCAUGGUGAUCAGGGUUAAAGUGGGAAAUUAACCUCCUCCUCCAAUUGUUUUUGCUUAUAUAGGGGUAUUUUGUACAUCCGAGAGCUUGAAAAUUAUGUUCUAUAUAGUUCAGAGAAUUGAAUUGUUAAAUUUCUAAGAUAGAGAUCACUUCAUCCUAUGUUUUAUAUACACGUGUUGAUAAUGGUUAGUUCACUAGUCC
This is a messenger RNA of Arachis stenosperma, 1396 nucleotides long. Its product is annotated as F-box/kelch-repeat protein At3g06240-like. Gene Ontology annotation, molecular function: protein binding. Bases 34 to 1215 code for a protein of 393 amino acids. The transcript has 2 exons. The record is from RefSeq and is a predicted model, not a curated record. NCBI's taxonomy places the organism in Eukaryota, Viridiplantae, Streptophyta, Magnoliopsida, Fabales, Fabaceae.